AGUACAGAAUAAGCCGAAGCUCGGUAUAAGAGCUGCGAGCGAGGUAGACGUGUGCCGAUCGGCAACCAGGUCAGACGGUGUUUUCUCCUGCUCGGACUGUUGUACUUUUAAGAAAGAUAUCGAGAAUCGUCGACGUGUCAGAGAGAGAGAGAGAGAGAGAGAGAGAGAGAGAGUGAGCUGUCCUCAAGAUGACGCGCUUCAAAGCAGCAACGAUAUUUUUCCUGGCCGUCCUCUGCUCUCCGAUUAAUGGGGAUAUCGACGAUAAAGACGGCGGGGUCUUGACUUACUUGAAAUACGAUCCACUGACGAGACCCUUAAACAUGACUGCCAAAGUGUUCGCGGAGGCUGAGUGCAACGACGGCAUCGUUACCAAGAAGGCUUGCAAGAUGAUUUUCGAAUCGGUACCCAUGAACGGCGCCAAAAGCGGACACGAGUGCAGGAUCGAGUUCGAGACGGAAAAGGAUCACCAGGGCAUCGCUUUCUUACGUCCGCUCGCGACGAUCAACGAGACGGUGAUAAUCUCCUAUCACGACAUCAUCAAGUCCACCAUACAGGGUCCCUUCAUCGAAGAGGGUUUCAGGGUCUACUCGAUCAUCGACAUGCGCACCUGCAAAUUCCACGAUGCGAGGAUCUUCUACAAAUUCACCAGCAGCGAGCAGUUGCUCACUCCCGAGACGCCGAUCCUGACCUACAACGACGGCACCUUCGACGUCUUCGUCAGUGGCAAAGACAUCUGCUCCGGCGGACGCUGCAAGUUGACCUUCAACUUGAAAGGCGAGAGGAUCAAGAGCCCGGUGUCCUAUCUACCGGACGAUUUGGCCACGACCAACGUGAGGAUGUUCCCGCUGACGCAGGCGAGCUCGCCGAGAAACUUCUACGUCACCACCCAAAAUCGCCAGAACAAGACCCACGAGAAGCUGCUGUUCGCCUCGCCGGAUGGCAACGUUCAGGAAGUGAUGAAUUUCGACGUGGAGGGACCACUGCUCAACAUCGACAGCUUCUACGACAAGUUCACCUUUUGCUAUCAGGUCAAGGCCGACGUCUCGAAGGUGAAGUGCCGACAGUACGACUCGGAGAACAAGAAGAAAUUGGAGGUGACACUGAAUCUAGUGGAAAAUGAGCGGCAAAUCAGAGUACACAAUUUGCCCGAAGGUGGAUUUCUACACUUGACCACUCAAUGCGCUCGUUGCGACAAACACAAUGACUACCGUCUCACGAGGAUACAACAGAACGGACAGAUUGGCAAGCCGACUGCAAUUGACAAGUUAAACUGUCCUAAACCACAUAAUCGCCCGGGAGACGUCUCGGAGAUAUUUUUCGGCAAGGACAAUCAAGUCUGCGUGCGCAAGAGCUGCGACGGAUUCGAAUUCCUCGACGUCGUCGCCAAGUGCCUGAAAUUAUGAGUCGACGAGAAUAAAUGUAAAAUGAAUGUACACGUUGUUGAUGUAAUAAUCGCUUCAAUAAACGAAUAUAAUACCAAGGA
Messenger RNA from Nasonia vitripennis (jewel wasp), 1483 nucleotides. RefSeq lists its product as uncharacterized. Bases 189 to 1403 code for a protein of 404 amino acids. Lineage: Eukaryota; Metazoa; Arthropoda; Insecta; Hymenoptera; Pteromalidae. The transcript has 2 exons. The record is from RefSeq and is a predicted model, not a curated record.